Amborella trichopoda is the source of this 1402-nucleotide messenger RNA. RefSeq names its product Class I glutamine amidotransferase-like superfamily protein (gene DJ1D). Lineage: Eukaryota; Viridiplantae; Streptophyta; Magnoliopsida; Amborellales; Amborellaceae. The record is from RefSeq and is a predicted model, not a curated record.
GUUAACAGAAUGCUACAAAUUCACAUCUCAUGAAGCUUCCACACACCAGAGUGAGGAUGGGGAGGCAAGUGCUGAUACUAUGUGGAGAUUUCAUGGAAGAUUACGAGGUUAUGGUUCCCUUUCAGGCCUUGCAGGCCUUUGGGGUUUCUGUGGACUCUGUUUGCCCUGGAAAGAAAGCAGGUGAGGCAUGCACCACUGCAGUUCAUGAGCGUCUUCCCCAUGAACAGACAUAUCGUGAGUCUCGGGGCCACAAUUUUACCCUGAAUGCCACUUUUGACGACAUUGAAGCAAGCAAGUAUGAUGGGCUAGUAAUUCCUGGUGGGCGUGCACCUGAGUAUCUUUCAAUGAACGAAUCAGUGCUUAAAUUGGUUUGUAAAUUUUCAGAAUCAGGAAAGCCAAUAGCCUCUAUAUGCCAUGGCCAGUUGAUUUUGGCAGCUGCUGAUGUGUUGAGGGGAAAAAAAUGCACUGCUUAUCCUGCAGUGAAGCCAGUAGCUGUGGCUGCUGGUGCACAAUGGGUGGAACCUGAAUCAAUGGCAGCUUGUGUUAUUGAUGGUAAUUUGAUAACAGGGGCUACUUAUAUGGGCCAUCCUGAGUUCAUCCGGCUCUUUGUGCAGGCACUUGGGGGAACCAUAACUGGUUCAGACAAAAAUAUUUUGUUCCUCUGUGGGGACUACAUGGAAGACUAUGAGGUGAUAGUGCCAUUCCAAUCUCUCGAAGCUCUUGGUUGCAAGGUUGAUGCAAUCUGUCCAUCCAAAAAACCUGGCGAGACUUGCCCAACUGCCAUCCAUGAUUUCGAAGGUCAGCAAACUUACAGUGAGAAACCUGGCCAUCAAUUCACUCUCAAUGCAAGCUUUGAAGAUGCAUUGGCUUCCUAUUCAAGUUAUCAUGGCCUUGUUAUACCGGGAGGACGCGCACCUGAAUAUCUUGCUCUUCAUGAUGCCAUAUUGGGUUUGGUGAAUCAGUUUAUGAAGGACAAGAAGCCAGUCGCUUCAAUAUGCCAUGGCCAACAGAUACUAGCAGCUGCUGGUGUGCUCAAGGGAAAGAAGUGUACCGCAUACCCUGCAGUGAAGCUUAAUGUGGUGCUCGGAGGCGGUGAGUGGAUGGAACCCGAGCCAAUAGAUCGAUGCUUCACUGAUGGUAAUCUAGUGACUGGGGCAGCUUGGCCUGGGCACCCUGAGUUCAUUUCUCAUUUGAUGGCAUUGCUUGGUAUAAAGGUCACUUUUUGACUAAUGUAUGCAUGUACAUGUGUGUUUGCUUGUUGCAUGGUGAAGUGUUGUGUGUUCAGAAGUUGAUGAGAACUAAUAAAACAGCUUCGAAGGUUAGCCAUAACCUUAUUAUGUCUACUUUUAGGCGAAGAGCUUAAUGCAGUAUAAAGUAUGAGAUGGUUUUGUUUUUGCCUUUU